This is a messenger RNA of Fusarium mangiferae, 528 nucleotides long. RefSeq lists its product as uncharacterized. Gene Ontology annotation, molecular function: ATP binding; protein serine/threonine kinase activity. NCBI's taxonomy places the organism in Eukaryota, Fungi, Ascomycota, Sordariomycetes, Hypocreales, Nectriaceae. Bases 1 to 528 code for a protein of 175 amino acids. The record is from RefSeq and is a predicted model, not a curated record. Gene Ontology annotation, biological process: peptidyl-threonine phosphorylation; peptidyl-serine phosphorylation. The transcript has 3 exons.
AUGGGGAUCAUUCAGAUUGCAGACUUCGAUCUGUCUAUUCGGGCAGAGCCAGUUCGAAUGCAUUCCGGUGCCAUUGAGGGAGAAAUCUACCGAGCCCCAGAGGCAAUACUGAAUACAGGCUACACAUACUCUGCCGACACUUGGAGCCUAGGGGUCAUGUUAUGGGACUUGCUCAAGGGAAAGGGUCUUUUCAAUUCUCCAGCCCCCGGCAACGCGGAUGAAUAUGACGACCAAUCGCACCUGGGCCAGAUUUCUGGCUUGAUCGGACCUCCACCGCAAAGUCAACUGUCUAGUGGCCAAAGAACUUCCAUGUUCUACAAAUCCAACGGCGAGCUCAAGAAUCCUGGCCUUGUCCCAGCCCCUGGCGAUUUUAGCUUUGAGAAUACCAUCAGUUACAUGAGCGGCGAGGAGAAGGCCAGGUUUAUUCGAUUCAUCAAGAGAAUGGUGAAAUGGAGUCCAGAGGAGAGAAGUACUGCAAGAGAGCUGCUUGAUGACCCGUGGUUGUAUGAAGAUUUCCCCCAAGACUAG